This is a messenger RNA of Syngnathus acus (greater pipefish), 1713 nucleotides long. RefSeq names its product protein-L-isoaspartate O-methyltransferase domain-containing protein 2. The record is from RefSeq and is a predicted model, not a curated record. The transcript is spliced from 7 exons. Gene Ontology annotation, cellular component: cytoplasm. Lineage: Eukaryota; Metazoa; Chordata; Actinopteri; Syngnathiformes; Syngnathidae. Gene Ontology annotation, molecular function: protein-L-isoaspartate (D-aspartate) O-methyltransferase activity. Gene Ontology annotation, biological process: protein modification process. The coding region runs from base 350 to 1600 and encodes 416 amino acids.
CUCACGAGCCAACACUAUUUUGCAGAGGAGGCACGGAGCAUGCAUUCGCCAGUGUGAUGUGGCAAACCUAGCCAUGAAAAGAAGAAAACAAGUGGGACUACAGAUAUGACGUGUGCGACUUUCCAAGACUGCUGAAGCUAAAUUUCUUGGCUCUGUCUGCAAAGUCUGUGAACGUGUUCUUGCUGACUGCAUUCGCGUCAUCGCUUGAUUAACGUCUGACGUCAAAGCGUCAGCCGGACCAAUGUUUACAUCCUACAGUGGUGUGUUUUUAACUGGAUCCGCGAACAAGAGGCUGGCUAUUGAAGAGACCACAAGCUGAAAAGCUCCAUCAGCGGCCCAUUAAGGCAUCAUGGGUGGAGCUGUGAGUGCCGGCGAGGACAAUGAUGACUUGAUUGACAAUCUGAAAGAGGCCUACUACAUCCGCUCAGACUUGGUGGAGCGGGCUUUUCGUGCCGUUGACCGCGCCGACUAUUACCUCGAUGAGUACAGGGAGAACGCCUACAAGGAUUUGGCUUGGCGGCAUGGGAACAUUCACCUGUCAGCUCCAUGUAUCUACUCUGAGGUGAUGGAGGCUUUGGACCUCCACCCUCGCGUCUCUUUCCUAAAUCUUGGCAGUGGGACGGGCUAUCUCAGUACUAUGGUGGGCCUCAUACUGGGACCAUUUGGAGUGAAUCAUGGGAUUGAGUUGCAUGCUGAUGUCAUCGAGUACGCCUACCAGAAGCUUGAUUCCUUCAUCAAAACCAGUGACAGUUUUGACAAAUUUGAGUUCUGCGAGCCAUCUUUUGUGGUGGGCAACUGUCUGGAGAUCUCUCCGGAGAGCCGUCAGUACGACAGAGUUUACUGUGGGGCCGGGGUGCAGAAGGAUCACGAGAAAUAUGUGAAGAACCUAAUUAAGGUUGGCGGGAUCCUGGUCAUGCCGCUUGAGGAAAAGCUGACCAAGAUCACCCGCACAGGACCAAACAGCUGGGAGACCAAAAAGAUCAUUUCUGUGUCCUUUGCUCCUCUCAUUCAGCCCAAACACAACGUGAAUGGCAAACCCAAGACUGUCCCACUGCCAAAGUACGAGGUACGGACAUUACAGGAGCUCGCUCGUUUCUGCAUCCGCCAUACGCUGCGAGCGACCAGUGACGCAGGAGAAUGCCAAUCCCGCACCCGCGGCUCCUCCUUUAGCGUGGGUAGGGGUCUGGCCGUGGCCGGGCUCCACAAAUACGGCCCUCGCUUCAAACGCCGCCGCGUGCACCGGCGUCGCUGCAACGCCCUCGUCCUGGCCACCCGCCAGGUGGUCGGCAGCGCUAUGAGCCCUGCGUCUUUGGACAGUAACAAUAACCAGGGAGGGAGAGCGGAGGACGAGGAGGCGGGCCGGAGGGAGGUCAGGCGAGAGACCAGGGGGUGCAGGAGGGCAGCUCGAGGCUUGAUGGAAGAAGAGGAGAUGGUGGAGGAAGAGGUUGAAGAGGAGCAGGAGGAAGAGGAGGAGGAGGAGAGGGAGACCGGAGAGCUUCUCCGAGUUCAGCCUGCUGUCAACGUGUUGCGAGAGAGGAUCCUCAGCCUUCCGCUGCCUGAGCCUUUGAAGAGGUUCCUCUUGUACUACAGAAACAAGUGAGCAACCAGGCAGCAGAGACUUGAAGACAACCCCCCCCACCUACCCCCCCUGCAGACAGCAGGACAGCAUGCCUGACAUCUAGCCCUCGCUAAUGGUAGACCAGGGGUCACCAA